GUCUCUUCUUCCGGAUUCCUCGAGCAAGGAAAGACGCGAUUCCAAUCUAGGGGUUUUAGAGUAGUUCGGUGUAGAGGAAGGAAUGGAGACGGACGGGCAGAUUAGAGUCCGAAGGAGGCCGACGAAGCGGCGGAGGAGCAGGGGAUUCGUGAAGGCUGUGGCGGAUUACCUCGCGUCCGAUUGCUACAUGUACGCCCCUAUCCUCGACGUGCCGCCUCCCGAUUUGCCGCCGUCAUCUGCCGCCUGCUCUCCUCCCACCACAGAAAUCAGAACCAACAGAAGCAUCAGCUGCCACACCGAGAUGGUUUCUACGCCAUCUGAUAAAAGGGUGUCCGUAGUGCAGUUUCAGAGGCUGAUCUCAAAGUGACACUGCAAGUGCCUGCUAUCAAAGACGGCCACCAGUGUGUAUAAGUUUCUUGCUAAUGCUUUUUUGUCGAGUGCCUGUUUAAUGUUCUGCUCUUGUUAGUGUUUUAUGCUUUUGUUGUUCCUGUCUUUGCAAAAUCUGAUUGUUAUAUAAUUCCAAAUCUUAUCCGUAAACUCCAUAAUUGUGAUAUAUAUAAUGGUUUUUAGUUUUUUUUUUCUUUUAUAUUUUACUUUUACCAGCAUGUGAGGCAAUGGUGCAUUAGAAUCUUUGGAUCACCUGAUCUUGGUGUACUUUCUGUUUCAUUAGGAUGACUCUAUAAAUGUGUUCACCCACUGAUUGGCUAACUCGAUUGUCAUUUUUCAUAUUUUCCCCAUCAAUAAAUGCAACAAAUUAGGGAAAAUUUUGGCAUCAUGAUAAAUUUUCUCCUUUGCAGAUUAUGGGAUCAAGUUUCAGUUAUAAAAACAACCUCUGUACUUGCAGAAGUUUAAUUGUUGAUCCUCUUAAACCUUGCAUUGGUGGAAGCUUCUUGUGUUCCUUUGUAGAUAGAGAGAGAGAGAGAGAGAGGGGGGGUUCAAAGUGUAAGGGGUGAAGAUGUUUUUGAUUGCAGGACCUUACAAAGUCUUUAUCAGUAAAAAAUAACUAGCACCUUCCUUAUAUUAGACCAUCCUUUUGAUGAUUUGUGUCGGUUUUGGAUUUCCAAUCAGAUGUAAUUAUAAUAUCUGGAGGAGAAGAAGGGGUGAAGUGGUGGGGAGGCAGCGGAAGAAGAGGAACAGAUAGAGAAGAAGAAAAUUUUUGAAUCUGAGUAUUUUGAAGUGUUGAUGCUUCCUGUGCGGUUGAUGGUUGAAGUUGAAAGAAAAGAAAAAUGGAGACCAUGAUCUGAUUUAUCACCUUGUCAUGCACCAGCCAAUAUAUCCUGGCCAUAAACAAGGCAAACCUCUUGCAAUCACUUCUUUUGGAAUUUGGACCUUGCCAUGCAUGGUUGCUUCAUGUCGUUGCUCAUCUCUUACAUCCACUGAUGGCCAUGUAAGUUCUUUCUGUUGACGAGGACACAUAUGAUGAACUCAUAAUAUAAUGGGAAAAUUAUUCUGAUGAACUCAUAAUAUAAUGGGAAAAUUAUUCUGCUUUUUCUUCCCCAUUGGAUGUCCAUGUUACCUGGAUUGGUUUAGUUUCACCUAUCUACUUAGGAGUAGUACACACCACAUGCGAACACAUGGUGCAGUAGGCCCACCACAACAUCCCACCAAAUUAUAGCAGAUUAACUUUGAUAUGUGUAUUAUUAAUGACCAUGUGAUUUCAUGAAAUUAUUGUGUUGUGGGCUAUUGACAAAACAAACCUAGAAUUUCACUUCUGGAACAUAAUCAGCAUGGUGGAAAGUCAAAAUGGAGUCAAGCAGGGUGUUAAAUCUGUUUUUGUUCUUACAUGUGAUGGUGGCUUGUGUUGCAUUGGGAACAUCCGGGAAACAUGGGUGAUAAGAUGUGGAACCAUUCCUUUUAUCAUGUGUCUUCAUGAAAGAAAUACAGUGUUGAUUAUCUAUGGACUGACUCUAUAUAAGUCUACAGAUUGAAAAGGAUUCUUGGCCUGUGUCUUACCAUGGCCAGGAUAACUCAUGCUCUCAGUAUCUCAUUUUCCCUUUUAACCUUGAAAUUGAUAUGCUAUGCUUGUCUAUCAACUAUGUUGUGGUGUCAGUCAGUGUAUAUGCUGAGGAGUGCCCCACCAAAUGUAUUUAGGUAAACUACCUCUCUUUGUUCCUGCAUUCUUAGCUUGUCGAAUUGUAUGCUCAUACUGAAUUGUGUGAUUUUAUUAUGUGAAUUGCUGGUGAAGUUGUUCGACUCUGGUAAUUACUUCAGACGAUGAUUAGGUGCAUUUCUCUCUGCUUUCUAUUGUAUGGCUGUCCAGAUGUAAAGAAACAUGCAUAUGUUCUUUUAUUUAUAGCGAUACAUUAAUCAUUAGGAAUCAUGCAUUUCUUAUCUGAAGAAAAUGUGAUCCUUUCUUUCUCAUAGAUGAUUUAGUUACCCUUGUUUCCUUUUGUUGAGUUAAGGGCGAAUUAGCCUCUGAUGAUCUGAUUCAUGAUUUCAUAAGAAUUGAGUUAGUCUUCAUUUAUAUAUAUUUUUCCAAGCAGAUAUGAAUUUCUAUAAUGGAUUAGAUCUCACAAAUAUUAAUCCUUUCUUUUUUUUUGAAAGAUCAUGAUUUUAUUUAUUGAAUCAUGAUUCAAACAUCGUAUAUGUUUUUUUUAUUGAAAGAUCAUGAUUGAGAGAGAGAAGAGAGAGAGAGAGAGAUCAGUACCUUUAUCUCCCAAUUCCAAUUCCAAUUCCAAUUCCCCUCCCCGACAAAAUGACAAUAUAGUGGGGUCCCUUCUGUGGAUGAGUCCUCACCCCACUAUUUGAUUACAUCUCUCCACUUAUAUCUCACAGUUAUAGCGCUAUGGAAUAAUAGUUCAGCUCUCUAAAGAGCCAAAGUAAAGCUACCAACUUGUCACUCGUAAUAUAAUUACAAUUCUGCCCUUUCAUCUUCUGUAUGAAUAUACCACCACCCCUUUCUUUCGGUGGGUUCUUGAGAGUAAGGAGAGGCCACGAAGCUUGCCUGUGAGGAAGAGGAAGAUGAGGGCAGAGUCAGGGUUCAAUGCUGCAGCAGUGGCGGUGCCGGCGGCGGUAGCGGGUGGCGGCCGCUCAGGGUCGGAUGCGGCGCCGUUGCUGUACCUGUUCGGGGGACUGGUGGCCAUGCUGGGCCUUGUGGGUGUCGCGCUCAUCCUCCUCGCUUGCGCCUACUGGAAGCUGUCAGGACACUUCGACCGCGGCGGAGCGGAACCGGGGGCUAAUCUCGAACCGGCGACGGCGACGCCGGCGACGUUCUACAAGCAGGAGAUCGUGGUGGUCAUGGCCGGGGACGAGAAGCCGACGUACCUCGCGACGCCCAUCCCGAGCGGGGCUUCCUCGUUUGGCGGCCGGUCCAGUAAGAAUGAGGACGAAGAUGAUGAGAAAAGGGAGUAGGAGACUGCUGAGGACUGUCAGUGGAUUGGGGAAAUACUACACGACACCACCAAAACUUGGAUGUAUGAGGUGGGUUUUCUACUAUUGUCUGAAGGUAACGGGUUAAUUAGUUAGCCGUUUGCGGUA
Molecule: messenger RNA, 3477 nt
Organism: Musa acuminata AAA Group (dessert banana)
Lineage: Eukaryota; Viridiplantae; Streptophyta; Magnoliopsida; Zingiberales; Musaceae
Exons: 3
Coding region: 83-367 (94 amino acids)
Source: RefSeq, a predicted model, not a curated record